GUUACUCUAGAUGUUUUGCUUGCCUUGCAUGACACAAACAUUUACUUUUACGGCUCAUGCUUGUUGCUUUUUAAGCGUUCUUUGCAUGCUAUGGAAAUAAUUACACUCGAUGUUUACGUUGGAGACUGUUAGUAUUCCUCCAGCCCUUCUGUAGUUUUCCUCUAUUUAAGCAACGCUCUUCCUCCUCUCUUCCUCACUUGAAGUAAGAGAAUCAAACCACCUUACCAUAGAUAUUCCCUCCUACUCUAAAAAAAAAACCAUGAGUGACUCUCUCCCCCGUCCCUUCCGUUUCGAUGGCCUUGUCCACACCUACCCUGGCUACAUGUUUCAUGAGCCAGUGGUAAUCAAUCACCACCGCCACCUUCAACACUUUGAAAACAAGAGACUCCAUCAUAUCACUCAACUUGACCCUUACGAAUUCAACCUCUACAAGUAUGAUAUUGUGUCUCUCAUUGAAGGGUUGGGUUGGGAGUUUUUGCUAAGGAAACCCCUUCAUCCUGCUUGUCCCGGUGCUGUCAAGUACUUCUAUUCAAACUUGAGGUGUCAAGGUGUCAGCACUAGGAUUUUCACCACGGUGGUGUAUGGUCAUCUUCUGACCAUUCCAGUUGAAGCUCUCAAUGGAAUAUUGAGCUUUCCUUAUCAAGGGCUUGACAUCGCUCACCCUUCUGAAUUAUGGAAGCAAGAAUUCAAGCUAGCCACUGAAUAUGGGAAUUUCUCAAAUGAACCAACUGGUGGUUCAGAUGUCCCAAUCCCUGUCAGCUGGCUGCCUCCCAGGCUACAAGUGUUUCACCACUUCCUCACUCAUGUAUUUUUUCCUCGGUCUUUCAAUCUUGAUAGGGUUCUGCCAAUGGACCUCUGGAUAAUCUCCAGUGCUACUGCUGGAAGGAAGCUCAACUUUUCCUCUCUCCUGUUCUCUAACUUGCUUCCAGUAGGAGAUGAGCACUACCAGGGGCUACUGCCUUUUGGCUCCAUCAUUACCAGGCUGCUUAUCAACCUUGGUGUUGAUUUAUCUGAUCAGCGCAGUGUGUCCUCAACUAUGUAUGUGAGUGCAUUAAAUGUGCCUACAGACUUUCCACCUCCUCCUCUCCCCUCUGCUUCGCUCCUUGGACCUUGUGCAAAAAUUUCUACAGCCAAAAAGGCCAAAUCUACUGGGGAGCCCAGUAAAACUGAUGAUCUGGUUUUUACUGUUUCUGAGGGAAACUCCUCCUUAGAUGAAUCUGUUGCCUCUGCUCCUGCAUCUUAAUGCUUCUGUAGUCCAGGGAAUUAUGUCUAGGUGUUCUAGUUAGUCAGGGGGAACAUGUCUUUAGUAUUUUGUGAUACUGUCUGGUUGGUCAGACAGAGCUUAAGUUAAGGGGGAAUCUGUUUUUCAGUUUGUACUGUCUGGUUGGUCAGACAGAGCUUAAGUUGAGGGGGAAUAUUUUUUUCAGUUUGUAUUUGUACUGUCUGGUUGGUCAGACAUCGCUGUCCCUUGUGGACAAGCGCCUUUUGUUGUACCCCUCCUUAUUUCUGCAAUGAAAUGGUUAGUUUUUCGGCGACUGUUUGAGCUGUGUGUUUCUGUGUUCUGUUUCAGGAAAGCCUCAGGACUUCUCGGACGAAGGGGGAAAUUGUUGAAUGUGCAGCUCCAAACAUCACUACUCAUAAACGACACCGUCUCAGAAACCGCACUGCCAUACAAAACAACGGUGCCGUUUUGACUUCCUCUCACGCUACCGCUUAACGACGUCGUUGCAAGGAAUCGUCCUGCAAAGUCUCGAUACAGCCUUCUCGAGCAAUGUUCUCCAGCUCUUCAUCUUCAACCCCAUGGAGACAACUUUCUCGAAGGCUGCUUUCCUCGAUCUGUAUCAAGAUAGUCACCGCCUCUACAAAGAAGCUAUGAUGAUUACUAUCUUAAUCAUCACACUUAGGAAACGGUCAUCUGCCGAGAAACAGUUAUCUUCACUCUCUAUAAAUUAUGUAAUCUGAC
Molecule: messenger RNA, 1963 nt
Organism: Linum trigynum
Lineage: Eukaryota; Viridiplantae; Streptophyta; Magnoliopsida; Malpighiales; Linaceae
Source: the annotation of a GenBank genome assembly